AUGUUGGAACACAAAAAAGAAAAAAUGGAACGUCACAUAUCUUUAAUGGAAAGUGAAAGAACGGGAAUUCUGUGGAAGUCGGAGAAGGUGGGUGAAAAAAAAUUUAAAAUCGAUUAUACAUAGCCAGAAAAAACUCAGUUAUUGUUGACUUAAGUUUCUUCGAUCAAAAGCUUUGAGAAAAAAAAUGGCCAAACAAACGUUUACUUUUUAAUUAGGCUCCCAAGUUUCCGAAUACGCCAGAAGAGUCUCAAAUAGUUUUCCCUGUGCCUUGAAAGCCUGUUAGGUUAAUUUUGAGUUGCCAUAAAAACCAUUAAUCUGUUUAGAUGUCUGAGAGGAACUUUGGUCGUCACGAAAGUCUUAGUAUAGGUGGCUUUUUUGCGUCUCAUCCGAAAGUGUUAGCUACCAUUAUGGGUCCGGCGAAAGUUUGAGAACAUGAAGUAGCCUUAAUUUCAAAUUUAGAAAAUUACAUGGGACAUUUUGUCUUUAUAACGAGAUUUUUAGGAGACCUUUUUUAUUAAACACAAUAUAUUAGUAUUAAAAUGUGGAUAACACAACCUCCGAAAAUCGUAGUUAAUCUGUUAGAGAACCUCCAAAUAUUUCACACGAAUGGAACGGUUGUCCUUGGAAAAGUUAUUUUGACAGAAAAAUGUCGCUGGGUGCCACUGAUGUCUCAGCAGACAGAGGAUAGAGGACAGAAAAAUAAUGAUUGUUUUUCAAAACUGUUAUUGCAGGGACGAUUGGCCGUUCUUCCACAUCGUUCACCAUCAGAACAGUUCGUCCUAACGUGGACAGGACUGGAUGCAGGAUCAGGCCCUUUAGCCUCACCAGUCUUUGUUAAACUUGAAAGGAGGUGGAGGUUAUACUUCCAAAAAGGCUUAGUGCGCCUGAAAUACAUCCAGGGGUUGGAGGACAUUGCUGUCGUCCCAAGGCAAGUAUUUGUUGACGGCUCUAGCAAUAAUCGGCCAUUGUACAGCUGUCUCUACGUUAAGUAAAAACCGUACCCUUAAUAACAAAGAUACUGAUUGACGAGAACCGAAAUAGUUUAUGCGAAUUCAGUAUUAUGUCUUCAUAUGUAAUAGGGUAAACAAGAGAACGACAACGUAUCGCAAAUUGUAUAAUGCACUAUAACCAAAAAAGAAAGUUUGUUCUUCUUUCCCAAAUGUAUCCUCCUUCAUCGCGCGACUUUUUCUUUUCCUCCUUUUCCAAGGAAGGAUUGUUUCCAUAAAUAGUUAACAAUGCCGUUGUCGACCUCGCGAAAAAUUUUCCCGCCAUUAGAUGGGGUUCCAGACUCAAAGUAUUGAAGAUUGUUACUGGAAAUAAUAGAUUGUCAAUUAACCAAAUUGUUAUAUUUUGUUUUGACAGUUUUUUCGUGAAACCAAGUGACGAGAAAACCCAAGCAUACUUGGACUUGGAGGGUCCUAAGUAUAUACUUUUGAAAGAGGGGGAGUACAUAGAAAUAAGAAUCAAGUCGGAAACUCCCCCUAAAUCCAUAACUGCGAAAAUAGCAGUUGUAAAUCCCACGUAUUUAUAA
Molecule: messenger RNA, 1531 nt
Organism: Porites lobata
Lineage: Eukaryota; Metazoa; Cnidaria; Anthozoa; Scleractinia; Poritidae
Source: the annotation of a GenBank genome assembly